GCGGCGGCGGUCGUCAAGGCAGUAUCAAUGGAGGCUUAUGCCGACGUGAAAGUGCAUUGAUGUGUCGGUGGACGUCUGUGCCGGUCGUCGUCGUCGUCGUUGUUGCUGCUGCUAUCGUUCUCCUUUCGUUCGGGUCGCUCGGCGGCUGAACAAUGGUGAAGCAGACCAUUCAGAUCUACGCGCGGCUUAAACCUGCGAGGAAGAACGCUGCCGGGCUUUACUCAGUGGAAGAGGAUGACGGGAGGACUCCACUGUUGGAGUUUGUGGUGCCUAGGGACCUGGCCGAAGGCUUUGUCAACAACAAAAGAGAGAGUUACAAAUUUCAAUUCAAGAAAAUUUUUGAUCAGCAAGCAAAACAAGAAGAAAUCUUUGAAACAAUUGCCAGGCCUGUUGCUGACAGUGUGCUUUCAGGCUACAAUGGGACCAUCUUUGCUUACGGCCAGACUGGCAGCGGCAAGACGUUCACCAUCACAGGAGGGGCUGAACGUUUUGCAGACCGGGGCAUCAUUCCCAGGAUACUUGGCUACCUAUUUGAGCAAUUCCAGAAGGACACUAACAGAGUGUACACAGCUCACAUUUCCUACCUGGAGAUCUACAAUGAGAAUGGCUACGAUUUGUUAAAUCCUCGACACGAAGCCUCAAAACUGGAAGACCUUCCAAAAGUGACACUUAUGGAGGACACAGAACAAAUUGUGCAUCUGAAGAACCUCUCACUGCACCAGGCUAGCAGUCAGGAGGAAGCCCUCAACCUGCUGUUCUUGGGUGACACUAAUCGUAUGAUUGCCGAGACACCAAUGAACCAGGCGUCCACACGCUCGCACUGCAUCUUCACACUGCACGUGUGUGGGAGGGAGCCUGGCUCCACCACUUUGUGCCGCUCCAAGCUACACCUCGUCGACCUGGCGGGUUCUGAGCGUGUUUCCAAGACCGGCGUGGGUGGCAUACUGCUCACUGAAGCCAAGUACAUCAACCUUUCCCUGCACUACCUAGAGCAGGUGAUAAUAGCGCUGUCGGAGAAAAACCGCUCGCACGUUCCUUACCGCAACUCCAUGAUGACAUCGGUGCUGAGAGAUAGCCUGGGUGGCAACUGCAUGACAACCAUGAUCGCCACUCUGGCUGUGGACAAGCGCAACAUUGAUGAAUCCAUUUCUACUUGUCGAUUUGCUCAGAGAGUAGCUCUUAUAAAGAAUGAAGCUAUACUAAAUGAAGAAGUCGAUCCGAGGCUGGUAAUUGUGCGUCUCAAGAAGGAGAUACAGCAACUAAGGGAUGAGUUGGCUCUGGUGACAGGACAGCCACGCACAGAGGACCUGGAUGCUGUGGAACUGCAGCAGCUGGAGGAAAUGGUGAGGGGUUACGUGGAGGACGCUGAUGCAGACGCCUCCCUGGAAGUGGGGGCUGACAUGCGCAAGAUCCAUCACUGCUUCAGUCUCCUAAAGCGGCACAUUCGGCAGGGAAGGGCGUCCUCUGGUGGAUCGGAACGGGAAAAUCCCAGCAAGAAGAACGAUGAUCCGGGUAGCGAAAGUGAUAUCCGGAGGCUGAAGGAACUCGUUCAACAGAGAGACAAUGAAAUCAACGUUCUUGUCAGCAUGCUGAAGAAGGAGCGCAAGCAUGUGCAGGAUGUGGGGCGACAGCUGCAGGCCCUGACAGGCGAGCGGGAUGGAGGCCCCAAGGCCGACGGGCAACGGGAGACGGUGGCUGUCUACGAUAAAGAGUCGGAAUGGGUCCCAGCACAGUCACGAGACCACUACAUGUCAUCUUCCUCCAGUUUCAAUGGGACAAAUUCUGCCAGUACAUCAGCAACAAAUGGAAUGCAGCUGGUGUAUGGGGAGAAGUCAACUGGACGAAAGGAGGCAUUUGAUAUUUUUAGGCGAGACUAUGCUGACAACAUAACAAUAGAAGACAACAAGUACAUCCUCAAACAGAGAUAUGCAGAAGCCAAGGCUUUAGGGGAGACCGUGAACCAGGCAAGGUCAAAGAUAAAUCAGCUGAAAUCUCAAAUCGAUCACAGACGAAUGCAGAGGGCAGCUCAAGGAGUGAGCAAAGCUUUGCCUGGGGUUGACGAGUCAGACCCAGUGGAGGAAGACAUGCGAGCGCGUAUUGAGGGGGAAAAGAGCAGCUAUAAGGAGGCGUUCACUCGCCUGAAGGUGCUGAAAACGGAGAUUGAGCACCUGCAGCACCUGCUAGAGAAGGCGAAACUCAAGCUGCAGAGAGACUUUGACGACUGGUGGGCAGAGGAGGUCGCUCGCAGGGCUGUGUCAAGCCAGGGGAACCAGGCGAGGAGAGCAGCCAUUCCGAGUGGCAGUGGAGGCGACCCAUACAACCAAUCUGCCAACAGAAGCAGUGCAAGUAGCAGGUUCAGCUCUGCAAGCUCCACAUUGUCCAUAGCACCAAGUGCAUCUCAGCACUCCUCUCUUGCUAGGUCAAUUGAGGCCCCGGGAUCCACCAUCCCACUGACGGGUGACAGCAAGAUCGACGCAGACAUCCUGGCAUUCGUGCAGGCACGCCGACAGCUCACGCAUGGAAAAGCUCAAGAACACAGGUGACGAAAAUGCCCCAGAUUCAAGUGGGCUCACCAUCACGAACCCAGACCAGCUCGGCACAGCACUUAUCCACGAGACGUCCACACAUCCAGCCAUCAUUUAUAGUUGGCAACCACAUUUAUACUGUAUGGACAUAUUUAUGACGUAAAAAAAUACAUGGUUUAAAAGUCAGUAAUGUAUUAUCAUUCCAAAUGUAUGUAUUGUGAUCACCUACAAUAUUACUAAAGUGUUCUUUUUCAUAUCACACACAUGACUCGUUAGGUCCUUGAAUAGUUGUAAGAUACGAUGCCUUUAAGUGAGAACAAAAGCUGUAAACUGGUCGAGUCGGUAAAUGUAUGUCUAAAACAAAAGUCUAGGUCAUACUUGUGCUGUGUAUUUUUGUUACUGUAUAGUGUUAUAAGAACUGUGUAAUGUUAUAACAGGACAUACAUUAUAAAAAAAAAUAUCCCUGAAGGGCAAAACACAAUCUGGACAGAUUUGUUUUCUUCCCUCCUAGUUCCACAAUGAAAUUCUGUGUUCUGCAACCAUUAUUCAGGGGCAUGGCACAACUGCAUUAGCAGCUGAAGCCCAAUGGCCCACAUUUUUGUGCCAUGUGACUUGCAUUACAGAUGGAAAUGUUUUCAAUACAGC
Lethenteron reissneri (Far Eastern brook lamprey) is the source of this 3170-nucleotide messenger RNA. It is a transcript of the gene KIF6, whose product is annotated as kinesin family member 6. Lineage: Eukaryota; Metazoa; Chordata; Hyperoartia; Petromyzontiformes; Petromyzontidae. Gene Ontology annotation, molecular function: microtubule motor activity; microtubule binding; ATP binding. The record is from RefSeq and is a predicted model, not a curated record. Gene Ontology annotation, biological process: microtubule-based movement.